AUGCCUUCCACUGUGGAGUCCGAAGACCGGACAUACGUCCUCUCCCACCGUUCCAAGCAAACAGAAGAACACGAGCGUCUGAACCGACAGCACAAUCUCAUCCAGCAGACCUUUCUCAACAAUCAGCUCAUUCACCCUUCUAUCCGUUUGUCAUCACUAAAGGGUGGGGUUGCAGAUAUUGGCUGCGGAACAGGUAUCUGGCUGCGGGAAGUAGCUCAGACUCUACCAUCUCCAGCUGUUGAAAACACCCCAACCACAAACCCCCUCCCGUCUCUUGUUGGCUUUGACUUGAACGCAGCCGCAUUCCCCGAAAACCCCACCCCCGGAAUCCAACUUGUACAGCACGACUGCACUAAACCUUUUGACCCCCGCUAUCAUGGACAAUUCGACUUGGUCAAUAUUCGUGGCCUUGCUUACGCUAUCACGGAGGAGAAGCUGUCUCGAGCGCUCGAGAAUGCAUUGCUACUCCUGAAGCCAGGAGGCUAUCUCCAGUGGACGGAAAGCGAAGCCCGACUCUUCAAACUGUUCCCAGAAACACCCGACAUGCUCAAAGCACUGGAGAUCAUUGAUCUGGAGAGACGGGCUCGUGAUCUAGUACCUUAUCUGCCGCAUUUCAUGCUGCAAAGAAUUCUCUCACUCAAAAGUGCCAAUCAAGAAGAUGCUCUAAGUAUUCUUCAUUUCAAUCUACGUCCCGGAGGCUUCUGUCAGGGAGAUGCCGAUCCAGAGAUCUGCCUCCAAUUUUCAGACCUUCUCACAGACUCUGUCAACCUUUUUCUGCACUCUGCGCUCAUGAGAAUGGAGCAGCAACAGUCUCAGAACGGAACUGCAGUUGAAAACGGCAAUGUCGGGAAAAUAGAUCUGGAUCAACUUCGUAAACUAAAGACAUCUGUUAGUGAGACUAUCGAGGGUAAACAUGUCAGAAUGGGUGGGAUCUUUCCUCAUCUUGUGGCGCAGAAGAGAUAA
Aspergillus tubingensis is the source of this 963-nucleotide messenger RNA. RefSeq names its product class I SAM-dependent methyltransferase. The transcript has 3 exons. Lineage: Eukaryota; Fungi; Ascomycota; Eurotiomycetes; Eurotiales; Aspergillaceae. Bases 1 to 963 code for a protein of 320 amino acids. The record is from RefSeq and is a predicted model, not a curated record.